Molecule: messenger RNA, 6125 nt
Organism: Stomoxys calcitrans (stable fly)
Lineage: Eukaryota; Metazoa; Arthropoda; Insecta; Diptera; Muscidae
Gene: plx
Product: TBC1 domain family member 4
Exons: 12
Coding region: 616-5682 (1688 amino acids)
Source: RefSeq, a predicted model, not a curated record
CGCAAAUUUGAUGGGAGAGUAAAAAAACACAAACACAAGAGAUUCCUAUCAGAAAAUACUUUUUGUCCUUUUGGUGUUGUUGUUGCAGACCGUGGUGUAUUAAGAAAGUUGGGAAUUGAAAUUCCAUCAAAAGUUUUGUGUUUCUGCGAUAUUCCAUCGAGAUGGUUGUUGUUUGAUGUGCGGUAAAUUCGUAGUGCAGUGCGGUUUCAUUAAAGGAUUAAAGGCGAUGCGACGUGAGGAAAAAACGGUUAACACAAUAAAAUAAAACUAAACGAAUGAACCAACCACAUAAUAAAAAAUAUAUAUUUAUCUGAAGGAUAAAAGUGCUAGAGUGAAUGUAAUAGAACAGUGAGUGUGUGGUUCCGAAUGCGGGUGUGUGUUUUAGUGAUUUAAAACUGAAAAGUAUGUGUGACGUCUAAAAAGAAUCAAAACGUACCACAGUGCAAUUUAAAACAAAUUUGAACUUAGAAAAAACAAAAAGAAAACAAGCGCCAUCUAUCAUAGAUAACCUACGUCACUUAGUGAGCAAGUAGAGUAAAUGUUCUGAUAGAGCAUUUAUACCAACAUUCAAGAUUGGGAUUACGUUUGUUUUGCAUCAGUUGACACCAUAGAAAAAUGAAAACUCGUUUGGUCUCCCUAACAUACCGUGGCUCGGCCUCGGUGGAUCCACGCUAUUCCGCGGCCAUGUUGCCCUGGACUAUCAACGAUAUACGAUCAACGGAAAGCUAUUCGAAGCUUUCUGUUGGCAUUGAAAAUGGCAAUCUGGAGUCCUACAAUUCUGACUUUGAAUUGCAAUUCAGCCAUCCCCUAAAGCACAUUGUCGGCAUGUGCCGCAUCGUUCACAAACAGGGUGGCAAACAAGUUGGCAAUGGAUUUAUGCAGCUCAAGACACCCCAACAACAGCAUCCGCCACAAACUCAAUUGAAUGGCAGCUCUAACGGCAACAUUGCCGGUCUCACAGCGUCCAAUGGUUUCAAGUCAACUUUGAAAACAUCCACCUCUUAUGGGUCAUUGUCAUCGAGUGCUGCAGCCUCAUACCAACAGCAGCAAUUGCAGCAUCAACAACAACUUGCCCACGAAGCCAAUAAUUCGGGGGAUAAUGGGGUGCCCAAUAAUUUCAUGGAAUUCACUGGUCCCAUAACAGGUCUGGUGUAUCUGAUGAAAGAGCCCAAGGAUCCCUUGCUGCACAUUUAUCUUUUCGAGUGCGACGCCGUAGAAGAGAUGGCCGAAUUGAUGCAUCAAAUGCGUGAUCCUGCCCAUACCCUGGGUGGAUCUGUGGGCAGUAUACCUCAGACAUUGGUGGCCAACAACAAUUCGGCAGGUGAUUUGUCCAUGCAAAAGGUCUUGACCAGCAAUGGGGUACACACAACACCGGCUUCUAAUCUUAAAAUGGCCGAGGCCAUGCGUCAAGCACAACGUGAAGCUAGUCCAAAUGUGACCGCAUCAACAUCAUCCAAAAUGAAAUCCUCAAAAUCCUAUACACAUGGUCUCAGUAAUUCCGCAGGAACGGUAAACAUUCCAACCUCUACCUCAGCUCAAAGUAAUCUCUCGCUCCUCGCCGAUAUUUCACCCAAUCACACUCACUUCUUUGAGGUUAUGUAUGUGGGCAAGAUACGCGUGUCCCACAAACGUGUCCCCUACUCUUUUAUCGAUGAUGCUUUGCCCAAGUUUCGAGCAUACGACGCCCAGCGUCAGCGUCUUAUGCAAAUGUCCACAAAUCGCAAAAUGUCCAUGAAUAGUGAGGGAGCGUUGGUUAGUGCCGCACCUGCGAUGGAUAUGAAAAAUGGCACCCUUAAAGAUCACGAUGUCAAGGAGGAAGAUGAAGAGGCAGCCGAACGUGAAGAUGCCAAACGUUUGGAGGAUGAUAAAGAUGAAGUUUUUGUGACAGUCUCGGGUACUGCAGCGUCUUCAGGCGAGGAGGGUGGUGUUGGCGUUGGUAGCGGUGGUGAAACAGAUCUCAGCAGCGAGAGUGAUACCAAACAGACAGAUGAUAAUAAUAAGGAGAAUAAAUCGCCACCUUCUCGGCUAAUGCGUGGCAUCAGUCAAUUGGAUAUACCCAUUAAAAGGGAGGAUAAGGAGAAUUUAAAUGAUUCUCAGACCAUUGAUGAAAAUGAGCCAUUGCCCAGUAAUGUUAUAAUCAAUAAACAUCCAUCGCCGCCAAGACAAGAACAGGAGCAGGAAGAGUCAAUGACUCCAAUGGCAACACAACAGCCAACACAACCAAAUAAUUCCACACAGCAACAACAACAACAACAGCAGCAGCAACAACAAUUACAUCCUAAUUAUGGUUUGGAUAACUUGCCCAAGCAACGUGAUCGCUCGGCUUCUUAUGGCUGCAUACCACCCUAUGUUGAACAAAAUCGCACCAUGGUCUUUCUGGUGGGUCGCUCUGACCUGCGUCUAAUCUCGCCCGAUCGCAAGCAGGUCUUGCUCUACAAAGAUUUCAAGGAUGUGGCCAGCUGUGCCCAAGGCCAAAAGAAUGCCGAUCAUUUUGGCAUUAUAUGUCGUGAGGCCCACAAUGAUGGCUACAUAGGCUAUGUCUUCAAAUGCCAAUCGGAUCAUGUGUGCGAUGACAUAGUGGCCGCCAUUUCUCAGGCCUUUGUCACUUGUGCCGAACAAAAGAAAAAGGAGGCCACCCAGAUAUUCUCUUGCGAUCAUUGUCCCAUGCUGUGGUAUCACAAACUGUGUGCCGAUGUUGAGGGUUUGAGCGAGAAGAAGACCCAGAAUAUGAUUUUCAGACGCAUAGAGACUCUCAGCGACGAUGAGCAGGAUACCAUAUGGGCUAAGUUUUAUGGUUCGGAAAAGAUGACAGCUCCCCUGCAGGAGCAAAAUCAAUUUCUAAUGAUGCUUUUGAGGGCCCAUUGUGAGUCGCGACAGCAAAGGCAUGUUCAUGAUACCGCAGAGAAUAGAUCGGAAUUCCUCAAUCAAUAUUUGGGUGGUAGUACCAUAUUUAUGAAGGCCAAACGAUCGCUUACCAACUCGUUUGAUCAUUUGCUGAAGAGGAAGGCCUCCAAAGAUGACAUGGGAGCGAAUUUGCAAGUCAAGGAGCAUAAGAUAAGGGAAAGCUCAGCGGAGCCUAAAUUGGAGAGUUCGGGGGGAGAUACAUCGCCGCCAGAAGGCUUUCGCUCCAGAUCAAAUACCAUAGGUGGCACAAGUCCCAGCAAACCGCAGGCGGAGCAAUUGAAAUCGCCCAUGAUGGAUAUAUUCAUGAAAGUGGGCAAUAGCCCCAAAGAGGCCGAGGCCCAUCAGGGCUCCUGGCGCCAAGCCAUAUUGAAUAGUGUGGUAACUCCUUCCAAGGGCCUAGAUUCAGCAGAUGGACAAUCGGAAUAUUUGUCGCCCAUGAGAAUAACACAACCCAAAAUUGGCAAACGCACCCGUGAAGAGCUUCGCGAACUCUGGAAAACCGCCAUUCGUCAGACCAUUUUGCUCAAUCGCAUGGAAACCGAAAAUGCCAUGCUGCAGGCCAGACAAAAUGAAAAUGAAUUGAAACGCAUGAAAUUGGACUAUGAGGAAAUAGUGCCCUGCGACAAGCAGCUUAUCGAUCGCUGGGAAAUGUUCAUUGAGCGUGACUCCAUGAAGAUAGGCAAUAAGAAGGAUCCCAAAGUCUUGGCCCAGGCCAUUAAGACAGGAGUGCCCCGCUCCAAGCGUGGCGAGGUCUGGUCCUUUUUGGCCGAGCAACAUUCCAUGUAUACCGCCCCGGUGGAUACCAAGAAAUUUCCCAAUUUCAAUACCCCCUAUCAUGCUUUGUUGAAAAAUCUCACCGAACAUCAGCAUGCCAUAUUCAUAGAUUUGGGUCGUACCUUUCCCAAUCACAAAUUCUACAAGGAUCCCUUGGGCUUGGGUCAGCUGUCCUUGUUUAAUCUAUUAAAGGCCUAUUCGAUAUUGGAUCCGGAAUUGGGUUAUUGCCAGGGUCUGGGUUUUAUAUGUGGUAUACUGCUAUUGCAUUGCGAAGAGGCUGAGGCCUUCCAACUGCUGAAGCAUUUGAUGUUCCAUCGUCAAAUGCGCACCAAAUACUUGCCCGAUAUGAAAAAGUUCCAAUUGCAAUUGUAUCAAUUGUCUCGCCUGGUCAAGGAUCAUUUGCCUGAUCUCUAUGUUUGGCUCGAUCAAAAUGAUGUCUCACCCACACUGUAUGCUGCUCCUUGGAUCUUAACCGUCUUCAGUUCACAGUUCCCCUUGGGUUUUGUGGCCCGUGUCUUUGAUUUAAUGUUCUUGGAGUCAUCGGAGGUUAUAUUCAAAUUUGCCAUUGCAUUACUCACUGUCCAUGAAUCGGAGUUGCUGGCUCGUGAUAAUUUUGAGGAGAUUAUGGAUUAUUUGAAGACAGUGGUGCCGAAAAUCGAUGCUAAAACCAUGGAAAAAGUUUUGAAAAUGGUCUUCACAUUGGACAUCAACAAACAGUUAAUGGAAUAUAAUGUGGAGUAUAAUGUGUUGCAGGAGGAGAUAACCUCCACAAACCAUCACUUGGAUAUGCUAAAUCAAGAGAAGUCAAGGAAUCAACAUUUGGAGCAGCAGCUACAGUUCGCUCAAUCUUCAAUAGUGCAAUUGGAGAAGACACGGUCCUCGCAACAAUCCCAAAUAACCAAUCUACAAUCCCAAGUUCAAUCCCUGGAAUUGACAAUACAAACCUUGGGGCGCUUUGUGGGCCACUUGGUCGAAAGAAAUGCUGAUUUGGAAAUACCACAGGAAGUACGUCGCGUGCUGCAGCAAUUGGAUGAUCUCGAUCGGCAAAGGCGCCGUCCCCUGUUCACUGAACGCAAAAUAGGCAAAUCAAUUUCGGUCAAUAGUCAUUUGGGGUUUCCACUCAAAGUCCUCGAAGAGUUGAACGAAAAAGAAGAACAUGGUUCGCCCCAAAAAACCAAGAAGACACCCUAUUUUGAGAAAUCUUACGAGCAGUUAAGGCAACAGAAACUGAAUCGCUUGGAUGGUGGUGGGGGCGCCAGCCUACUCUCCUCGGCAGUCAAUAAUGAGGUGGGCUCACUAUCGCCCACCCGGCAGAGGACGACAACGCCUCUUUCCCCCGAGUUGACUAAGCAAUCAUCUCGCCAGCACAUACAACAAAGGCCCAAUCGUUUGUACGACGACAAGGGUGCACCCAAUUUGCAGGAAAUGCAAACGCGUCUGGAUGAAUUGAAGCUACCCGAACAUGUUGAUCGUUAUAUGGCCAGCAUUAAGAGCCCUUUGGAGGUGGACAGUGGUGUGGGCACCCCCCUCAGUCCACCCAGCACCAGCAGCAAUAGCAGUCAAUGUAGUUCCUUAAGCACUGGCAGCAUCUUCAGUCGCAUGGGCUACAAGAGUACCCCAGCAGUAUUUUCACCCAAUGCUAGCCGCCAUUUGUACAGCGGCAAUAGCGAAACGAUUUCGGUUACAUCUCCUGCAAAGGCCGCCCCAGCCAAUCAGGCCGCCGAAGCCAUGCUGCCCGAACUCAAUAAAACCGAGGCCAUGCAUCCACUAAGCAUGGUGGGCGAAGUCAAUGUACGCUUCAAUGGCACCACCCAAUUGAAAUCGAUAAAGCCCAUGCACUAUGUCAAGUCCAUGUCCAGUGCUGCGAGCAUUUUAAGUGCCAGCAGCCCGGAAAGUGAGACUCCAGCGACGACGGAGACUUCUAACAGCAGCAUUACCACAAAAGCCACCCCGCUGGCAACCUCAGAAAUGGCUCAAAAUGUUACUGGGGCCGGUGCAAGCUAACGGUUUUGAUUCAUAACGAAGUUCUUGCGCAGCUUCUACUGAGCACAGUGUGGUGGAUCAACCAACCGCCCCUCCAAAACUGAUUAGUCAAAUUUCCGUUCAAGCAAAGAAGAGAAGCCGAAGAAACCCCAACUUCAGAAAAAAAUAACAAAAAGAUUUUGAGAAAAUCAUGCAUAAAUAAUUGUUUAACCAGCCCCAACGCAAAGCCGAAAGCAGCAAGCAAGAAAUCAGAAACCUGAGCUUAAUGUUUAUAUAUAAAAGAAAUAAGCCCUUAAGAUAUAUGCUUCAAUUUAUGGUUAAGAUAUAUAAGAAUAGCCUACACACACCCCCUUACAAGUGGAGUGUGGCUUAAGGGAGAUGAGUGGAGAGAAAGAUGUAGGAAAUUCAGCACUUUCACAAUUUUGAUAGAAGACAAAAGAUGGCAUAACGCAAUAUUUGCCUCA